Carassius auratus (goldfish) is the source of this 2875-nucleotide messenger RNA. Its product is annotated as fibroblast growth factor receptor 2-like. Lineage: Eukaryota; Metazoa; Chordata; Actinopteri; Cypriniformes; Cyprinidae. Gene Ontology annotation, cellular component: signaling receptor complex; plasma membrane. The coding region runs from base 606 to 2858 and encodes 750 amino acids. The transcript is spliced from 16 exons. Gene Ontology annotation, biological process: multicellular organism development; positive regulation of kinase activity; protein phosphorylation. Gene Ontology annotation, molecular function: ATP binding; fibroblast growth factor binding; fibroblast growth factor receptor activity. The record is from RefSeq and is a predicted model, not a curated record.
CGAGCUCUGAGGUCUGUGAUUGGAGGAGAAAGACCGAGUCCAAAAACUAUCGGCCAGGAAACGUCUCGGGUUUCAGGGGGGAGUGACAUUUCUUCAGGGGGUUGGAAGCAGAGAGAAAAAAAUCAGUGUAAACCUGACAAAGCGUCUGAGAACAGCCAGUAUCCUCUGAGACUGCGUUCAUGUCACUGGAUGUGUAUUUUGGGAUGGAUGUUUUAUUCGCUGAUUGUUGCACUGUCACAUCUCCUGUAGCUGAAGGCUGCUGCGCGUUUGCACGAGCCGUUUAGUGAAGCAACAACUUGGUUUACAGACGAAAAAAAAAGUUUCUGGGACGCGUCAUUUUUUUUCCUGGAAGGAUUUACACAAACACGCACGGAUACUAUCGGUGGCUCGCUAUUGGCAUGCGAUCCUAUCGUUGGUGCCCCGUUGGAUUUGGGAAUAGGGAAUAGUUUGGUCACAUUCCUGUCUGGAUUCGGCCCAUGAGCUCCCUGUUCAUAUGCGGAUCCUGAACUCCACUAUCAGCUCCUUCUCUCCCAGGUGAUCGGUGGGAAUUCCAGUGAGUGUCCGACCAUACAGCCUGCAGUUCAUGGUUUGGUGGAGCCCCUCAGAUGGGAUCCGUGUCCAGGGGGAGGCCGAGGAGGGGGGGAUGGGGAGACACACCCACUGCUGAAGGGAUGUCCACCCGAGGGUGGCUUCUGGGUGCGCUCCUACUUUUGACCCUGGCAGCGGUGUCUGUGGCAAGGCCAUCAUCAAAGAUUGCUGAAAAGGUGGAGAAAAUAAGUGAACGUGAAGAGCCUCCAACCAAAAACCAAAACUCUAAGCCUACUCUGUGCUCGGUGCACCCGGGUGAACUGCUCAAGCUCAGCUGCCCGCUGCCCGAGGCGGCCGCCAUCGUCUGGACCAAAGACGGCUCCUCGCUGGGCCCUGACAACCGCACACUCAUAGAUCAGGAGUGGUUACAGAUCCGCGACGCCACCCCUAAGGACUCGGGCCUGUACGCGUGCAGUGCCGUGGGCUCGCUGGCCGGCGACAUGCUUUGCUUCAUCGUAAACGUUACAGAUGCCAUCUCAUCCGGUGACGAUGAGGACGACACGGAGCGAUCGGACGAUGUCGGGGUGGACGGUGAACAAAUACUGGCACCAUAUUGGACCUCGCCGGAUAAGAUGGAGAAGAAGCUGCAUGCCGUCCCUGCGGCCAACACUGUGAAGUUUCGGUGCGCGGCAGCGGGAAAUCCCAAGCCUGGAAUGCGCUGGCUGAAAAACGGAAAACCCUUCAAACAGGAGGAUCGCAUGGGUGGUUACAAGCUCCGGCUCCAGCACUGGACUCUAAUCAUGGAGAGCGUGGUUCCCUCUGAUAAAGGAAACUACACCUGCGUGGUGGAGAACGCCUACGGAUCCAUCAAUCACACCUAUACACUGGAUGUAGUAGAGCGCUCUCCUCACCGGCCCAUUCUUCAGGCAGGUCUGCCGGCCAACGUCACUGUGCAAGUCGGAGAGGACGCUAAGUUCGUCUGUAAAGUUUACAGUGAUGCUCAACCUCACAUCCAGUGGCUGCAGCACAUUGUGAAGAACGGCAGCCGUUACGGUCCUGACGGGCUCCCUUACGUCAGGGUGUUGAAGCGCUCGGGCAUUAACAGCUCGGACGUGGAAGUGCUCGUGCUCACCAACGUCACGGAAGAGGACUCUGGUGAAUAUACGUGCCGAGUGUCCAAUUAUAUCGGUCAGGUCAGCCAGUCCGGUUGGCUUACUGUCCUUCCAGCAGAGCCGGACAUCCCCAGGAAGGAGUACCCUCCGGACUAUGUGGAGAUCGCCAUCUACUGCAUAGGUGUCUUUCUCAUCGCCUGUAUGGUGGUGAUCGUGGUGGUUUGUCGAAUGAGGACGUCGGCUAAGAAGCCUGAUUUCGGCGGUCAGCCGGCAGUGCAUAAGCUGACCAAACAGAUCCCUCUGCGCCGCCAGGUAACAGUGUCGUCUGACUCCAGCUCCUCCAUGAGCUCUAGCACGCCAUUGGUCAGGAUCACCACUCGCCGUAGCUCCGCCCACGACGACCCCAUUCCAGAAUACGACCUCCCUGAGGACCCGCGCUGGGAGUUCUCCCGAGACAAGUUAACUCUGGGUAAACCUCUUGGCGAGGGCUGCUUUGGGCAGGUUGUGAUGGCUGAAGCGCUAGGCAUCGACAAGGACAAACCUAAAGAGGCCGUGACUGUGGCUGUCAAGAUGCUGAAAGAUGAUGCAACGGAAAAAGAUCUUUCUGACCUGGUGUCGGAGAUGGAGAUGAUGAAGAUGAUUGGCCGGCACAAGAACAUCAUCAAUCUGUUGGGAGCGUGCACACAGGAUGGUCCGUUGUAUGUCAUAGUAGAGUAUGCAUCUAAGGGAAACCUUCGGGAAUAUUUGAGGGCCCGGCGGCCCCCAGGAAUGGAGUACUCGUAUGAUAUAGCCCGAGUAUCAGAUGAGCCUCUCACCUUCAAAGAUCUGGUGUCCUGCACUUAUCAAGUAGCUCGUGGCAUGGAGUAUUUAGCCUCACAGAAGUGUAUACACAGGGAUCUGGCUGCCAGGAAUGUGUUGGUCACGGAAAGCAACUUUAUGAAGAUUGCAGACUUCGGCCUGGCCAGAGAUGUCCACAACAUAGAUUAUUAUAAAAAGACCACAAAUGGUCGUCUGCCGGUGAAAUGGAUGGCUCCAGAGGCACUGUUCGACCGAGUCUAUACGCACCAGAGCGAUGUCUGGUCGUUUGGGGUUUUAAUGUGGGAGAUCUUCACGCUCGGCGGUUCUCCGUAUCCAGGAAUACCUGUCGAGGAGCUCUUUAAGCUACUAAAAGAGGGUCAUCGCAUGGACAGACCUGCUAACUGCACCAACGAAUUGUGAGUGUCAAUGUUUUCUCA